AUGGGUGGUGCAGUUUAUAGAAUAUUUGGGAAACAGGUCCAAUCGCAUUAUUUAGCUAUUGGGACCUUAGGGAGUUUAGCAGCAGUUGGUGUUGCAAUGAGUGUUGGUAAAAAAACAGAUACCAAACCAAUGGCCAACACUAGUGAUUCGAACUCGAGUAAUGGUGAUAUCGAUGUAGAGGCAAUGAUUUCAAAGUAUUUGAAAGAUGAGGAUAAAGAGUGA
Vanderwaltozyma polyspora DSM 70294 is the source of this 222-nucleotide messenger RNA. It is a transcript of the gene MCO10, whose product is annotated as Mco10p. Gene Ontology annotation, biological process: proton motive force-driven ATP synthesis. The transcript has a single exon. The coding region runs from base 1 to 222 and encodes 73 amino acids. NCBI's taxonomy places the organism in Eukaryota, Fungi, Ascomycota, Saccharomycetes, Saccharomycetales, Saccharomycetaceae. The record is from RefSeq and is a predicted model, not a curated record.